Messenger RNA from Melitaea cinxia (Glanville fritillary), 2662 nucleotides. RefSeq names its product 2-oxoglutarate dehydrogenase, mitochondrial-like. The coding region runs from base 16 to 2625 and encodes 869 amino acids. Gene Ontology annotation, biological process: tricarboxylic acid cycle. The transcript has 17 exons. NCBI's taxonomy places the organism in Eukaryota, Metazoa, Arthropoda, Insecta, Lepidoptera, Nymphalidae. Gene Ontology annotation, cellular component: oxoglutarate dehydrogenase complex; mitochondrion. Gene Ontology annotation, molecular function: thiamine pyrophosphate binding; oxoglutarate dehydrogenase (succinyl-transferring) activity. The record is from RefSeq and is a predicted model, not a curated record.
AAGACUGACCCAUUGAUGCUAACGUUUGGGGCUCGAUGGAUCCUCAAAUCACAAAACGCGCCCUUGGACAUGAAAGGAGUUGAAUGUCGCGUGGUUUCAAGAGAACUUGGCACUGUCUUGUGUGAAAAACAUAUGGACACAGUUUUUGAGUUACCUGAUAGAACUUUUAUAGGUGGUAAAGAGACAGCAUUAAGUCUAAGGGAGAUCAUAAGUCGGUUGGAGAAAGUAUAUUGUGGAGCGAUAGGUGUGGAGUAUAUGCACUUGUACGAUUUAGACUGUGUACAGUUUAUAAGAGAAAAGAUGGAGACACCAGGGGCGUUCGAAAAGACGAUCGAAGAGAAAAAAGACAUCAUGCGGCGUCUUACCAAAGCUGUUUUUUUAGAAAAGUACUUCGCAACGAAAUGGCCGGCGGAAAAGCGUUUCGGUUUGGAAGGCGGGGAGAGUAUGAUCGCGAUGCUGGAGGAGAUCGUAGAUACUAGCACGAAACUUGGCGUCGAAUCCAUUGUUAUGGCAAUGCAACAUCGAGGACGUCUAAAUAUGUUAGUAAAUGUAUGCCGUAAGCAGCUGACAGAUAUUUUUGCUCAAUUUAAGCCGAUGGAGCCUAAAGAGCCGGGAUCAGGCGAUAUUAAAUACCAUCUCGGAACAUUCAUUCACCGCUUUAUUCGUAGAACGAAUAAAUACAUUAAAGUGUCCAUGAGUUGUAACCCUUCACACUUGGAAGUGGUGUCACCUGUAGUGAUCGGUAAGGCUCGCGCUGAGCAACACUGGAAAGGAGACAGUAAUGGAGACAAGGUAAUGGCAAUAAUUAUGCACGGAGAUGCAGCUUUCUGUGGACAAGGCGUGGUGUAUGAAACGAUGCAUUUAGGCAACUUGCCUAAUUUCACCACACACGGCUCCAUACACAUUGUAUGCAACAAUCAAAUUGGAUACACCACUGAUCCAAGAUUCGCUAGAAGCUCGCCAUACUGUUCAGAUGUAGCUAAAUGCGUAGACGCUCCGGUUCUACACGUGAACAGCGAUGAUGCUGAAGCUGUAGCUCACGUGGCGCGAGUGGCGAUAGAGUUCCGGUGCAAAUUUAAAAAGGACGUCGUGAUAGAUUUGGUCUGCUAUCGUCGUUUCGGGCAUAGCGAAGAAGAUGAACCUAUGUUCACGCAGCCCAUUAUGUAUAAGAAAAUAAAAAGUAUGCAAACAGUGGACCGAAUUUAUGGAGAUAAGUUAAAAGCAGAAGGCGUAAUAACAGAUGGGGAUAUCAAAGGUUGGGAAAAAGAGUAUAUGGAUACUUUGAACAAGCACUUCGAACUUGCGAAAAAAAUUACGAAACUAAGCAUCAUGGAUUGGGUGGAUACACCUUGGACAGGUUUCUUCGAAGCUACUGAUCCUAAAAAGAUACGUGAUACUGGCAUCUGUGAAACAACAAUUGCUACGAUAGCAAACCAUUUUUGUAAACCACCCGAACCCUGGGCAUUUGAAAUACAUAAAGGCAUUCACAGAAUCUUGGAAAAGCGAGAAAAAAUGGUAAAGUCAGGUAUCGCUGAUUGGGCAAUGGGAGAGGCACUAGCGUAUGGUUCACUGUUGCGCGAUAAGAUUCACAUACGACUUACCGGCGAAGAUGUUGAAAGAGGGACAAUGGCACACAGGCACCACGUAUAUCAUCACCAAGGUGUUGAUGGGGCCACCUACAGAGUAUUAGAUACUUUAUACCCUGAUCAAGCUCUAUACAGCCUUCAUAAUAGUUCGUUGAGUGAAUUCGGUAUUUUGGGUUUUGAAGUCGGUUACUCUUAUUCGAGUCCAUUUCUGCUCACCAUCUGGGAGGCGCAGUAUGGCGACUUCGCAGACACUGCCCAGCCUGUAUUCGACACAUUCAUCGCCAACGGAGAGAGCAAAUGGGUGUGCCAGACAGGUGUUGUGGUUCAAUUGCCUCAUGGGAUUGAUGGAGCAGGCCCAGAGCAUUCAUCGGGACGUGUAGAGCGAUAUCUGCAGCAGGCUGAUGAUGAUGAAGACGAUAUUCCCGAUCUCGAUGAUAAAGAUAUGGCUUUGAAACAGCUACGGUCUGCGAACUGGUUUGUGUGUAACGUAACAACUCCGGCAAACUAUUUUCAUUUGAUGCGGCGACAAAUAGCUCUGCCUUUCCGCAAACCGCUCAUACUGAUGACACCUAAAGUUGGCCUCAAGCACCCAUAUUACACGUCCCCUUUCAAGGAUUUUUUGCCCGGAACUUCAUUUCAAAGAUUAAUUCCUGAAAGUGGACCAGCGAGUAAGAAGGCAAAGGAUGUUAAAAAAUUAAUUUUCUGUUCUGGCAAAGUAGCAAUUACAAUUGACGAGCUCCGAAAAGAGAAGAAAUUGGAAGACAAAAUAGCUUUAUCUAGAAUCGAACAAAUAUACCCGUUUCCAUACGAUUUAGUGCUAAAGGAAUUUUGUAAAUACGACAAAGCGAGAGUUGUGUUUUGUCAAGAAGAACACAAGAAUCAGGGUCCUUGGACCUUUGUUAGAACCAGGCUUGAAAAUCUUUUUGGAAAAAAAAUCGAGUGUAUUUCGAGACCGCCUAGCGCAGCGUCUGCAACAGGAAUCAAAUGGAUACAUGCAAAAGAACUUAAGGAAUUGAAAGAAAAUAUUGUUGCUUUGUAACUUUGUUAUAUUUUAUGAUUAUUUAUAAAUACAUUGA